Messenger RNA from Trichobilharzia szidati, 1212 nucleotides. The record is from the annotation of a GenBank genome assembly. Lineage: Eukaryota; Metazoa; Platyhelminthes; Trematoda; Strigeidida; Schistosomatidae.
AUGGCCACAAGUGAUAACCGUUAUUCUGUUUUCGUUGGCAACUUGCCACCGAAUACUAUUCAGGGACAUUUCGACACUAUAUUUUCAGGUUGUAAUAUAGCUAGUGUAAGACUGGUAAGAGAUAAACAGACAGAUGAGUUUAAGAGAUAUGCUUAUGUUGACUUCAAAGAUGAAGAGUCUCUGAGAAAUGCCUUAUCUAUGGAUGGUGCGACUCUUGAAAAUCAUUGUCUCAGGGUAAAUCUGGCGCACGAAAAACCUGGACGUGGUGGAGGCCAAGGCCAUGGGGGUCAGUUUGGCAUGAACAAUGGUUAUGGACGGGGCGGCUUUGGGAACCAGCCACGGGGUAGACCCAGCAUGGGUGGUGGUAGAACAGGAGAAGGUUUUGGUCGACCAGGUCGAGGUGGAUUUGGAGGCCGCAGGGGAUUCGGAAGUCAAAGACAAAGUUAUCAUCCGCCUGGACUUUCACGUGAACAACCACAAGAAUCAAAUCAAACAAAUCCGCAGUUAAGAUGUGGCGAAAUAAGUGGUGAUAUUUCAAACGCAGAACGACCGCGACUAAAUCUUAAACCUAGAACUGCUCCCGUAAACACAAAUGAUAAUAGGCAGUUAUCAGAACGCGCCCGCGCAAUAUUCGGUACUGGACGUCCCAGAGAAGCUAGUCCGCUCCGUGCACAAGGCAGUAGCAAAGGACCUGACUCAGAAGAAAAUGUCACCAGUUCUGGUUAACGCGAGAAAGUCAGUUUGGCCAAUGUGGGAACCGUUUACACCGAGAUCUAACUCUUUUGUGUUACUUGUUAAUUCAUUCCCUCUCCUCCCCCACCACCCCGAACAUUUCGGUACCAAUGGUACUGUUUUUAUAAAAGGCAUCUGCAACUUUUCAUUAUACUUUAUCCAUAUAUAUUUUUCUUUUUCACCAGUAACAAUGUGUAUGUGUACAGGUUGGUCAAUUUUCAUCUGCAUUCGUUUUGAUUUCAAAGUAUACUGCUUCUUUUUCUGUUUUGGUCUGCUAUGUCACUGUCGUUAUUGUACUGUUUAUGGGACCUCUUCAUAUUUCUCAUCCUUAAUUUUAUCAUCACUAAGCAUAGUUUUCUUUUGUACAUGGUUGUUUCUCUUUCUAGACAACAAAGAUAUACUUCUUAUUCAGUCUUCCAUUUUUCCCGGUAUAUAUAUACGCGUAGGUAUUUGUAAAAAUAGUAUUUCUGCUUUCAAAAG